This is a messenger RNA of Phyllopteryx taeniolatus (common seadragon), 2825 nucleotides long. It is a transcript of the gene unc93b1, whose product is annotated as unc-93 homolog B1, TLR signaling regulator. Gene Ontology annotation, biological process: toll-like receptor 3 signaling pathway; toll-like receptor 9 signaling pathway; toll-like receptor 7 signaling pathway. Gene Ontology annotation, cellular component: endosome; lysosome. Bases 174 to 2048 code for a protein of 624 amino acids. Gene Ontology annotation, molecular function: Toll-like receptor binding. NCBI's taxonomy places the organism in Eukaryota, Metazoa, Chordata, Actinopteri, Syngnathiformes, Syngnathidae. The record is from RefSeq and is a predicted model, not a curated record. The transcript is spliced from 13 exons.
UUUCGGUUCCUCUCGAUGCUCCCAUUUAUUAUGUACGUGUACUCGCGCAUUGGAAAACGAAAGUCGCAACCUCCUGCGUGUGAGCAGAGGCGCAAGUGCUGGUGCUUAGUGUGCCACAGGUGGACGCUUGGACGACCCUCUCCCCCCGUAAACACGACCCGAGUGUGUCAGAUAUGAUGGCGGCCAGGGAUGUGGAGGAGGAGUUCAAAGAUGCGGAUCAGAUUGUAGCGCUCCCUAAUGGUGAUGCUAAUGAAAUGCUGGCUGUGGGGCAAGAAGACAACAUGCAGGGCCAGAUGGAGGAGUUUUUGGGUCCACAGGCAGAAUACAACGAGGAGGAGGAAGAGAGAAAAUAUUACAGGAGGAAGCGGUUAGGAGUCAUCAAGAAUGUUCUUGCAGCCAGCAUUGGAGCCAUGAUCAUAUACAGCGUAUACAUGGGGUUACUGCAGAUGCAGCUUAUCCUUCAUUAUGAUAUGACUUAUCGUGAAGUAAAGUACAGCAACCUCGGUCUAGAGGACAUCGAUCGGAAGAUGCUAAGGGGAAUCAACGUCACGCCCAUACUAGCCCUGCUGUACACGCCCAUUCUCAUCAGGUUUCUAGGAACAAAGUGGAUGAUGUUUCUGGCUUCAGGAAUCUAUGCAUUUUUUGUCUCGACCAAUUACUGGGAGCGCUACUACACCUUGGUUCCAGCUGCUGUUGCCAUCGGUGUGGCCAUUGUGCCACUAUGGGCCUCCCUUGGUAAUUAUAUCACAAGGAUGGCACAACAGUAUUAUGAAUACGUCAACUAUAAGGAAGAGCAUGUACAGGAGCAGAAGAAGAUUCCAAAAGGAGCGUGCCACAAAUACAUCAUCAUCUUCCAGUCAGUCUUCAGUGUCAUCUUCCAUCUGAGCUUCGUCUUUGCCGAGUUCCCCAUGAGUCUCAUCCUCAAUGGCUACAUCCUUGAGAAUGAUCACGUUCUCUGCAAUGUCAAAAGCUGUGGGGCCGAAGUCAGUGGUGUGAUUCCGGGAUUCAACACCACCAUCCUGAAAAGUCUACCACAGUCCAUGAAGCUGAUCAUAGUGGAGAGCGUCCUCAUGGUCUUUGCAUUCAUUUCCAUGAUCAUUUUCCUUGUGCUGUGUGGCGCCGCGUACCGCCCAACAGAGGAGAUCGACCUCCGUAGUAUUGGCUGGGGAAACAUCUUCCAGCUUCCUUUCAAACAUUUGAGGGACUACCGCCUGAGGCUUCUCUGCCCAUUCUUCAUCUACAGUGGAUUGGAAAUCCUCUUCGCCAUCAGUGGAUUCACCCUGUCCUAUGGCGUAUGUACUUUGGGCCUACAAAAACUGUGGCUCUUGAUUGUGGUCUAUGGGCUCUCCUGCUCCGUCUUCUCUUUCCUGUCCCUCGGCCUCCUAAGCCUCCCGCGCUGGGUGUGUCUGGCAGGAGGAGCUGCUGUGCAUUGGGUACUGUUGGUGGUACUCAUGGUGUUUUCGCCAUCUCCUCAACAACUGGUGUACGAGGGCCCUCUUCUGAUGAUUUCUGUGCUAUGGGGUCUUGGUACGGCCCUGAACAAGACUGGAGUCAGCAUCUUGCUUGGCAUUUUAUAUGCUGAGGAGAAAGAACGUCUCGACUUUGUCUACACAAUCUAUCACUGGUUGCAGGCCAUUGCCAUCUUUGUAGUCUACCUCUGGUCAGAGUUGCCAAUGAGGGCUAAACUUGCCAUCCUGUUAGCGACUUUACUGCUAGCCUGCUACUGCUACUGGGUGAUGGAGCGCCGCAUAGCCAAAAAAGAGCGCCAUAGGCUGCCCCGCAUACCUCGACCAAGGCACAAGGUCAAAGGUUAUCGCUACCUGGAAGAAGGCAACUCUGAUGAGUCAGAUUCCGAGAGAAGCGAGGAGGAUGACGAAAAUGAUGACGAGGAGCAAUUGGUGAAUGAGUUUGGAGCGGAGGACAUGGAGGCCGAACGCCAGGAUGUUGGAGCCCAGGGAGCUGACUCACUCAGGGCCAGGAGGAAGAGGCCUGAGAGUCACCAGCACGGGGGGGAGGACAGCCAUGUGACGGAGGGCCAGAGGGGGUGAAGAAAGCUAAAUUAGGAGAAAUAGCAGUCAGAGAAGCAAGCAAGUCGCCAUUUCAUCAUUCAUAAAAUCACCCAUAGCUUUCCAUUAAUGACCUAUUCAUUUGGUUAUUUUUUCCCAAGCUAUAAUUAGCAUCAGAACAGUGAUUCAGAUGAAAGGGUUGUGGAAAUGUGGAAUUUGUGUAUAGACCUUUUUCUACACACUUGUGUGGACUGAAAAUAUAUUUGUUUGUGUUUAUUUCUCGAUGGAGUCCUGCAUGGCCCCAGGCAUGUGAAGGUCAACUAAAAUCGGGAACAACGGUUUAAGACGAAUCAAUGCAUCCACUUCAAUAACAGUGAUAUGUGCUAACAUUCACCCUGGUAGUGCGACUGACAUUCGUAUGGUAAGCAAUAAUUGAAAUAAUGUCUACUGCUCAAUUCCCAUGGAUUGGUGAAAUUGAUUUCGUGCUGGACUUUAAGUUAUCAGUUUUUUUUUGGUUUAUAAUUGUAGUUGUGUUGGUCUUAGUUUCGCCUGUUCUUGGACAUUCCCUCUUGUGUCAGAUACUGCAUCCUCGUGUGUCUCUCCGUCAAUCCUUAGCUCCUCUUGUGUUCUUCUCAGCUGUGCCUUGUCUUUUCAUGAGUUUGAGUAUAUUUAGCAGCUGACAUGCUUUUGGCUUGUUGGUUGGUUUCCUGUUGGCCUUUUUGCCAAUCAUUUUCAUUGCUGUGUAUAAUGUUUGUUGCUGCCUUCUGUCGUUUGCAACGUUUUGGCGUAUUAAAACCAUUUUGAGUUGUCCUACCUGUA